Messenger RNA from Candidozyma auris, 699 nucleotides. RefSeq names its product E2 ubiquitin-conjugating protein UBC6. Bases 1 to 699 code for a protein of 232 amino acids. Lineage: Eukaryota; Fungi; Ascomycota; Pichiomycetes; Serinales; Metschnikowiaceae. The record is from RefSeq and is a predicted model, not a curated record. The transcript has a single exon.
AUGGUCUCUCGCCAGGCGCAAAAGAGACUCAACAAAGAGUACAAGUCGAUCCAGGCCAACCCACCCCCUUUCAUUCAUGCCAAACCCAACGAAGAAAAUAUCCUAGAGUGGCACUACAUCAUCACAGGGCCCCCCUCCACCCCCUACGAAGGCGGCCAGUACCAUGGGCUUCUUCGAUUCCCACCAGACUACCCUUUUGCUCCACCUGCAAUCACGGUGAUCACGCCCAACGGAAGAUUUGCCUGCAACACCCGACUCUGUCUCAGCAUGAGUGACUACCACCCAGACACGUGGAACCCAGCGUGGUCGGUGGCCACGAUCUUGACUGGGUUGUUGAGUUUUAUGACUGGAGAGGACAGUACGACAGGAUCGAUCGUGACCAGCGAAAAGGUGAAGCGGCGAUUGGCCCGCGACAGCAAGAAGUGGAACAACGACAAUGCCAGGUUCAGAAGCAUGUUUCCGGAUUUGGUGGAGCUGAACAAAGCAGCCAUAGCAGAAGCGGAGCGCCUCCAGAAAAAACUAGAGGAGAAAAAGGCGCUGGCGGUGCAUGCAAACACAAAAGUGGACUUGGGUCAGUUGAGCCCGGAGGACAGAGCACGGCUUCAAGCCUACGACUCAGAGGUCCCACGGAAGGGCGGGUAUGUUGCGUUAGGCAGUGUUUUGUUGGCUGCAAUUGUAGCAGCUUACUUUUGGUAUUAG